Messenger RNA from Halteromyces radiatus, 1801 nucleotides. RefSeq lists its product as uncharacterized. The coding region runs from base 49 to 1731 and encodes 560 amino acids. NCBI's taxonomy places the organism in Eukaryota, Fungi, Mucoromycota, Mucoromycetes, Mucorales, Cunninghamellaceae. Gene Ontology annotation, cellular component: plasma membrane; cortical actin cytoskeleton; site of polarized growth. Gene Ontology annotation, biological process: regulation of actin filament polymerization. Gene Ontology annotation, molecular function: actin filament binding. The record is from RefSeq and is a predicted model, not a curated record. The transcript is spliced from 9 exons.
UUUUUUUUUUUUUCUUUCUUCUUUUUUUAAUUAUAUUUCCUUAUUAUCAUGAGUUUGCAAAUCAACUUUUCAGCACACUCUAAAGAACUAACAGCUGCUCACCAAGCUGUUAUAUCUGAUAAUGAUGACACCAAUUGGUUAAUAUAUGGAUAUGACAAAGGUUCAAAUGACUUGAAGGUGCAAGAUACUGGAAAUGGUGGAUUAGAAGAACUUUACGAUGAAUUUAGUGAUGGCAAAAUACAAUAUGCUUUAGCUCGUGUUAUUGACCCUAAUUCUCAACUACCAAAGUUGGUCUUUAUUGGUUGGUGUGGAACUGGUGUACCUGAAACUCGAAAAGGCUUUUUCAACUCUCAUCUGAGUCAAGUUAGCAAGUUCUUCAAGACUUUCCAUGUACAAAUCAAUGCUCGUGACGAAGCCGAUGUGGAACCUGAUCUCAUCAUGAAGCGUGUCUCUGAAUCAUCUGGUGCCAAUUAUAGUAUUCAUAAGGAAGCUCAACGACCUCAACCAGCUGUGACACCCGUGAAUUCUGUAUAUAAAAAGACUGAAGUACCUGAUAUUGCUGCUAUGCAACGCGAAUCCAUGAAACGUGAAGGGCCUCCUCCACCAGUGGGUACUACUUAUAAACCAAUCCAGACAGCACCAAAACCUCUAGCAAAUCGAUGGGGAGCGGCAACAUCCAAUCACGAUAGUGGGGCUGCAGCUGUGCGUGCGGAACGUGAACGUGCUGAAAAGGAAGCUAGAGAAAGGGAAGAACAAGCGGCUCGUGAACGAGAUGCCAAGGAACGACAACGUGCUUUGGAACAAGAACAUCAAUACAAUGAACAACAAGCGCAACGUGAAGCUGAAGAACAACGACAAGCUGAGGAAUUACAACGUCAACGUCAACAAAAACAGCAAGAAGAGGAAGAGAAAAGACGUCAACAACAAUUGGAAGAAGAACGCCGAAUUCAACAGGCUCAGCAAGCACAACAAGAGGAAGAAAAUCGACGACGACAACAAAUUGAAGAAGAAAAUGAACGUCAAAGACAAAUUCAACAAGCCGCUGCGGAAGAAGAAAGGGAACGACAACGACAACAAGCUGCUGCUGCUGCUGCACAAGAACAAGAACGUCAACGUCAACAUGCUAUUGCCGAAGAACAAGAACGUAAGAGGGUUGAACAAGAACAUGCACGACAAGAAACUGAACGAUUGCAGCGUGAAGAGGAAGAACGACAAGCUGCUAUUGCUGCUGCUGCUGCUGCUAGUGCUUCUGCUCCUGCUACUGGUGCAUCCAACGUCUUAUCUGCUGUGGUUCUUUUUGGUUAUGAUGCCGGUGAAUCGAAUGAAAUGACACUUGUAGAAGGUGAAGUAGUGACUGAAAUUGACCAAGUAGACGAUGGAUGGUGGUUCGGUAUCAGUGAAGAUGGAAAGAAACAAGGUUUAUUCCCUGCCAAUUAUGUACAACUUUUGGAACAAGUACCUGAACAACAACAACAACAACCAGUUCCUUCUGCCAACGUUGAAACUACUCCUUCUCCUGCUGCUCCUCCUGCUCCUACUGGUGAAGAUUUGGGACAUAUUGCUAUUGGAUUAUAUGACUAUGAAGCUGGUGAAGACAAUGAGAUAUCUUUCCAUGAAAAUGACCGUAUUACCCAUAUUGAAUUUGUUAGUGAAGAAUGGUGGCAAGGUAUUGGACCUGAUGGCAAGACAUUAGGCUUAUUCCCCGCAAACUAUGUAGAAUUACAACAAUGAAUCUAGUCUAUAUUAUAUCUUAGCAAUGUAUGAAUAUCAAUCAAUAAAGAAAUCAAUUUUUAUCCUUCCA